AUGGUUUCUUCCAACAUUUGUUUUUACGUCCGUUGGGGACAGUCGCAGUUAUUGGGAGCAUAUGUACUAUUGAAAGACAUAGGAGGGUUUAGACCCCCAAUAUGCACAAACCGUGGUUGGAACUGCUGGGUGGGACUAAAAAAUUUUUCCAAACAGAUGACCUGGGUAAAAAUCACUUUUAGAAUUAUUUCUAAUGAUACCACUCGAAAUCCACGUUGUAUAUAUCAUCAGAUAGAAACAUCCAAACAAAUGCAAUCAGCUAUGUAUUGGAUUUUAUCUUUACUGUAUCUAUCGACGUUCAUCAGUCACGCAAGAACGAUUAGUUGUAUAGUUUGUAACAAUCUGAAUAAUUCAGCUUGCGCUGACCCGUUCAAUGCAGGCGGAGUUUUUGGAACUGCUUUGAACCAAACAUAUUGUCGAAAAAGUGUUGGUGUAACUGGCGUAAUUGUACGGUCUGGUACCGAUGAAAUGUGUGCGACGUCAACUGAUAUUGGUGUUACAUCAGUUUAUUGCUGCUCGAACAUGGAUUUUUGCAACGAAGGAUCUCAUCUUUAUUCCUCAUCGGCUCUUGUUCUUCUAGCUGUGCUUGCAGCAAAGCUUUUCUGA
Adineta ricciae is the source of this 606-nucleotide messenger RNA. NCBI's taxonomy places the organism in Eukaryota, Metazoa, Rotifera, Eurotatoria, Adinetida, Adinetidae. The record is from the annotation of a GenBank genome assembly.